Trichoderma virens Gv29-8 is the source of this 639-nucleotide messenger RNA. RefSeq lists its product as uncharacterized. The transcript has a single exon. The record is from RefSeq and is a predicted model, not a curated record. Lineage: Eukaryota; Fungi; Ascomycota; Sordariomycetes; Hypocreales; Hypocreaceae. The coding region runs from base 1 to 639 and encodes 212 amino acids.
AUGGCUCAACCCGCUCCCCCACAUGAACGCUUUGCAUCGCUGCCAAAGUUUUCUUUCGAUAUCCAUGAUAGCCUUCGCGAAUGGAGUGUAUCGGUCCAGCAAUGGCUCACUACAAACAAAAUGAAACUUGAAGAACGCCAGAUCAACUUAGAUAAGUUGGCAACGGGCUGUAUCGUAUUUAAUCCUGAAGGCAAGGUGCUCCUCAUACAGCGCGCCAGCCACGAUUCUUUGCCGAACAGAUGGGAGAUACCCGGCGGCGCUGUUGAAAACGAUGACUCCACCAUUUUGUACGGUGCUGCCCGGGAAAUGUGGGAGGAGUCGGGGCUUGUUGCAAAGCGUUUCGUUCGGCUUGUUACAGAGGGACCAGGGGGAAGGGAUCUACAAGUGUUCCCAAACAGUACGAAAACACUAUGGCUUUGUCGGUUUUCAUUCGAUAUCGAGGUCCAAAGUACCAGUCAUGUUAAGUUGGAUCCGGCUGAGCACCAGGAUUUUGUGUGGGCUUCGGAGGAUGAAAUCAGGGUGCAGAAAAUUGGCGACCGAGAUAUAUCGAUUACAAACAACGCUAUGCGGUCUGUUAUACUGGAAUCGUUCCGGCUGAGAAAUGAAGAACAGCUUGAUGCCUACAAAGGACGUCCAUAG